CUAAACUCUAAAAAUGGGAAGCUCCUGUUGCCCUUCAUCCGAUAGCGAAAAUACUGACCAGCCUCCCCCGAACAAGUCUGAAGAACCAAGUCCUGGGCCCUUACAGAAGCCUUCACAAGAAUUUGUUCCUUCCUGCUUUGACUCUUACGGAGAGAUAACUGAUAAGACCGUGUUCGAGGAGGAAGAAAAGGGGAGGAAGAAGGGGUUAUAGGGGAGUGGGGGAACAGAAGAGAAACUUCUAAUAAAGAAUACAAGGAGGAAAAUCAUACAGGCUAUUCAGUUUAUGGAUCUUCAAAACAUUCUUAUUUAAAGAAAUCUAGCAGAACCUUUUAUCCAACUCAAGAUUCCCCUCCUGUUCAAGAUGGCGGCCUAAAUAAAAUUUAUACUCAAUAUGUAAACUAUUUUCUUAAUCAAGGUCUUAGCUUUACAGAUUCUAAGGCUUGGGCAUCGUAUUAUGUGAGUUUACGAAACUAUAAGCAACAACAACCCUUUUCUGAUGAAGAGAAUCAGAGUUCAGAUAGUUUUGAAAUCAAAGAAAUUCUGACUAGAGGGCAUAACAAUACAAAGAAAUAUAAAGGAACUCGUCACAAGAACGAUAAGAGUAGUGGAAACGGAUACUACAACGAAAUUGGGUAUUAUUUCAACCCUGAUGGAACUUUCUAUGAUAAAGAUGGCUUCUUUCACAACACUAAUAAAGAUAACUUAAAGAAUGAAAGCAAGCUUCAAGAAGAAGUAGAUCCAUCCCAGGCUGAUAGUAGUGAUUCCGACUUUGAGAUCUCUUCACUAGGUCCAGAAAUGGGAUAUAAACCUCAAUUUCAGCACAAAAAUCAAUAUGGCUCUGGGAAUCUGAAGGAUAGUGUUGAAAUUCCUAAGAAUACUCAUUCAGAUUCUGACUUGUCAGCCUACAUUGAGUAUGUAACUACGUAUAAGUAUUACGAUGAUUUAGAGUAUUUGUAUAAUACUCGCAAAAACAGUGUUACUUUUGUACUCGAGAACCUGCCUCCUAAACUCUCUAAGGCCUCUCUGGUCAAGUACUUCUACGACCAAGGUGUUGACACAAGAAGGAUCGAAGUUCAAAGAAGAACAGGAACCACAGCUAUAGUCCAAGCCUUUAGCAUCCCAAUAGCUAUCCAAGUACUACAACAAUGUGGAAAUUAUUUGAAAGGCAGAGUGCUACUCAUUGAAAUAGACCAAGAGGACGAAAGAAUGAGACUGGAAAGAUUAAUAGAAGCUCUCUAA
Molecule: messenger RNA, 1239 nt
Organism: Moneuplotes crassus
Lineage: Eukaryota; Ciliophora; Spirotrichea; Euplotida; Euplotidae
Source: the annotation of a GenBank genome assembly